AUGAGAAAGCGAGUAUUUGCAUUCCGCUAUCGAGCACAUGCUUUCUUCCAUGGCAAACUCCCUUUGGCCCACGUCGCCCCGUAUGCUACAAGGAAAGCCUAUCCAAAAGCUCGAUUUCCAGAAACAUCCGAAGGCAAGUGCAUGGCAAAAGUGCGGGCAAUAAACAGAACCAUGCUCAUCAGUCGUGGGAGCAACCAUUCACGAGUGAUCACAUCCAAAAAGAGCAACGAAAUGACCGUGACACGGCUCAAGGUGUGGUAUGAAAAUAAUGUACAGUCCUUUCCAGUCCUCAUCAUCGUCAUCAAUCUAUGCAAAAAAAAGGAAAAAAGGGGGGGGAAUGAUUGGAUGGUCCACAGACCAAGCCCCAAAUGCGCCAGAAGCAAAAGAGAACCUGAAAAGACUCGAGUGAACACCGAAAAACUCCUUCCCGGGCAAGGGGAGAAAAACAGAAAGCAAAGUGUGUGA
Molecule: messenger RNA, 465 nt
Organism: Penicillium oxalicum
Lineage: Eukaryota; Fungi; Ascomycota; Eurotiomycetes; Eurotiales; Aspergillaceae
Exons: 1
Coding region: 1-465 (154 amino acids)
Source: RefSeq, a predicted model, not a curated record